Molecule: messenger RNA, 1248 nt
Organism: Geodia barretti
Lineage: Eukaryota; Metazoa; Porifera; Demospongiae; Tetractinellida; Geodiidae
Source: the annotation of a GenBank genome assembly
AUGCUAAGAGGACUUGCAAAUAUCACGCAGCGGAGGUUUGCCACUGGCGGCAAUGCUGGUCGCGGAUCACCGAGAACGGCCCGAAUGCCGAGACGGGAGGCAAUGGCCAGGCGUCGCGAAGUGUCGAUCGUGCAGAUGAACGAGCUGUACGCACGAGUAGUCUCCAGUCAUUUCGGAUACAAGACGAACAGAAGAAGAGUCAUAGAAUCCAAACUUCUGGAAGACGCCGACAAUUUGGAAGAGUUUGACAGAGUCAUGACACAGGGCUUUACCUCGGGCGGCGUAGAGCCAUUGACUACAGCUCUGAUGGACCCCGUAGUAGCACAAGGUUUGAACCAACAGCCCCUGACUAAAGAGAGUUUUGCUGAAUUUGUCAGAGAUUCUCGUGAGUAUGCUCAGGAUGACAACUUCAGCAUUGCAGUUGAGGUGAAUCCAUCCGGGGCAGCUGAUGGUUGGGAAGUAGCUGGAGUCAUAAUCCAGUUUCUGGAGGGGUACAUUGCAAAGAACCCCAGGGAACAGAAAGAAUUCAGUAAUCUAAAUGACGAUGACAGGGCUAGAUGGGUAAGUGAGGCUAAGGCUAUACCACGUAGCCAGGAUUUCAUCGAAAAGGUUCUUGAGAAGUACCAUUGGACUGAGCAUCUUGGUGGUACGCUGGAUAUGUUUGAUAUGAAGGAGGUUUUGUAUGGACCAGAUCCCAUCACCUGCCAAGACAACGUGGCAUAUGGAUUUAUGACGGGCGUUGAACCCAAGUAUCAAGGAAUGAGUUUGGGAGGUUUGCUUUUUCAAGCGCACGAAGCACAGAACUAUGCAAAGGGAAUCGAUGCAUCCAUAGGGGAGCUUACUAGCGUUUCUCGUGUUCUUGGGCGAACAUUUGCAUGGAAGAAGCACAAGGAAGUGCUGUACAAGGAUUACAUGGUAUGGAGGUACCUGACCUCCAAUGGAACAUAUCACAUGCCACCAGAUGGAAAAAGAUACUCUCAAGAAGAGAUUCUCAGCAAAGGCCUUGUUGGAGAACACAAGCAUGCACCCUGGGCUGACAUUGAUUGGGUGGGUCCUCCUCAUUACCAAAAGACGGACAGAAUUCAAUAUAAACCUGAUCUCAGAUAUCCUGGGGGAUGGCACAAUGGAGGAAAGAGACAUGCGAUUCCAAGUGUCAUUCGUGGAGGUGUUGCAGCAUACAAAACGUAUCCUUCACCACUGCCAGUUUUGUACGAUGAGAAUUUAAUUACUUCUGCUGCACCAGCAUAA